CAAAUAUUAGUGUAAGGUAGCCUUUCACUAAACCAAAAUGGCGGAACCUAGCGAUUGGCGAAGCGAAGCUUUUCGAAGAAAAGUCAUUACGCAGAUUGAUGAAGCGGUGCGCAAUUCCAACACCCAGAUGAGCAAGUCAAGUCUGGAGAUGGAAAAUCAUGUCUUCCUGAAGGCCAAGUCUCGGGAUGAGUAUUUGGCUCUUGUCGCUCGGCUGAUACUGCAUGUUAAGGACUAUAACAACCAGAAGCAGAAGCAGCCCGGCAGUAUGGGACCAGGAGGGAUGAUUGGUGGGCCGGGAGCGAUGGGUCAGCAGCCUGUGGGUGGGACUGGGGCUAUACCUGGGCAGAUGGGAGCCAUGACUGAUCCUCUUGGGGCCCUUACACACAUGACCUUCAGCCCUUCAGGCAUGCAGUCUCAGCAACAAAUAGGGAUGGGGAUGGGUACCAACCAGCAGCAGCCACAGUCACAGCAACAGAUACAACAGCAACGACAGGCCAUGAUCAACCAGAUACAGCAAAACAGGCUGGCACAGCAGCAGCAGCAACAGCAGCAGCAGCAACAACAACAACAGCAACAACAACAGCAACAGCAGAGGCCACAUUUACAGCGGCAGGAUGCAUUUAUUGUGACGUCCUCCCAGACGGCCUCCCAGCAACCAUCAGGGGGACAGGCCACCCAGCCUACUACGCAGUUGAACUUAAUACAGUCACCACUGACUAAUAUGAUAAGGCCAUCGCCAAUAUCUCUCAGCCUAGGCCAGAACAGCCCCCAGGUGUCCAGUAACCCUCCAAGCCAGGGCCCCAUCCCAUCUCCUGCACAACAAAGUUCCCAGGGCCAACAGCCCAUGGGUUCCCCGAUGUCGAUGAUGUCUCCUGCCUCUCAGAUCGUGCCUUCACCAGGGCAACGAUCCACCCUCACUAUGAGUGUUCCCUCUCCAAGCACCCAGCUAAACACACCAGGCAACCCAGGUUCAGUUGGAGCGGCCCCUAGUCCGGCUGACCCCUCAAAUGACCCCUACCUGGAAAAGCUGAAGUCCCUCUACAAGUACAUUGAGCCCCUCAGAAGAAUGAUCAAGAAAACCGAGGAUGGCUCUGGAUCAGAACAGCGGAAACAAGAAAUCAACAAGCUUCUUAAACUAAACGAAAUUCUCACAAAUCCCAAUAAACGUGUGAGCCUCGAUACCCUGAUGAAGUGUGAGCAGGUCCUCGAGAAAAUGACCAGAAUGUCAAGUCACUCUACAGCCUCCUCUGCCCAGGGGGUUGCAGCCCAGGCGAGUGCGGUCCCUGUCAUGCCCCAGGUACACAUGUGCCAGCCUCUCCUUGACUCAGUAGGGGCCUUGGUUACCUCCCCUUCCUUCAAUCACACACUCCAGAAGACAUUUGGCCCAGCCAUGUCAGCCAUCUUUGGUAAUCAAAUCAGACCACCAAGUCCACCACCAAAGCGUCGUCGUGUGGAGGAGCCAGGCAAGUUACCGGAGGUACUGCAGGGUGAGAUUGCCCGACUUGACUCCCGCUUCAAGGUCAAACUGGACCCACUGAAGCAUGCUGGGUCCAAGGAUGUGCACCUUGUUUGCAGACUGGACGAGGCUUACCUGCCAGGUGUCCCCCCAAUCCUUGUCACCAUUCCCCAUGACUAUCCUGAGUCAAGUCCAGAGUGCUCCACCAGCCGCAAGGACUAUGAUGUUGGCCAGGUCUCUAUUGCUGACUGGGACAAGCUACCCCAGGCAAUUCCAGAAGGACACUUCCAGCCAGUACAACUGGAUGGAAAGCCCACUCUUGUGACCUUUGACCUUGAAACAACUGGCCUUAUUUGUUGGGGUAUAAUGCCCCACAUCACACAGAUUGCAGCAUUAGAGAUAAAAUCUGGUGCCAAGUUCUCGGCAUAUACCACACCACAUAAGCCAAUAUCACCUGAGGCUCAAAAGUUCACCGGAAUAUGUAUGGAUGUUGAUGGUAGAAUGACUGUACAUGGGAAAGCUGUAAAAAGUGUCUCUAUACGGAGAGCCAUUGCUGACCUUUGUACAUGGCUUGAACAAUUCCCAAAUGUUAUACUUGUUGCACACAAUGGGAGAAAAUUUGACUUCAAGAUUCUCAUGUUUACUGUCAUGAGCACAAACAGGAUAGCGAGUUUACUGAGCUGUAUAACUGGGUUUGUCGACUCACUAUCUGUGUUCAGGAAGAAAUAUCCAGGGCAGUCUCUGAAGCAAGCAGACCUUGUACAUAAUUUACUCGGCACCUCGUACGAUGCACAUAAUGCAGUAGCGGAUGUAGAGGCUCUUGGAAAGCUGCUUGCGUUGUGUAAUACAUCAGACAUAAUGUCUUAUAGCUUCAGUCCAACUGCUGUUAAGCAUUCUCUGUUAUUCAACCAGGCAAAGAACCAUAAUCUGAACUCCUUGGAACCUUUGAUCAUAGGAGGUGUUUGCAAAAAAGGAACUGCCGAGAAAAUAGCUGGAUCGGGACUAACUUUAACGAAUCUGGCUACAGUAUUUCAAAGAUUUGGUGAGGAUGGAUUAAGAAAUACAUUCUCCACAAAAAACAGCGAGGGAAUGCCAAGGGUAUCAAAUUCAAACAGAGUAUUAAAGGAAGUCAUUCCAAAACUUGCACAGUAUUUUGUGCAAAUGAAUGCAAAGAAAAACUAAGGUUGUAUUGAGAGAACUAUGUUAAGAAUAAAUGUAUUUGAAUAUGAAAAUACAGAUGAACCUAGAUAUUAACAGGGUAAAUGUAAAGUAUGCUUAUAUUAGUUGUUUGAACGUGUCUUGUAAUUUAUUAGCAGUGUUUGUAUUAAAACAAAUUGCCCCAUAGUUCUGAACUUUGUGAAAGUUGACAAACGUUGUUAAACAAUAUUGUUGUUAUCUUUCAAAUCAUUUCUGAUCUAGUAGUUUCAUGGAUACAUUUUUGAUCUGCAUUUUUUUUUACAAGAAAUUAAAUGCUUCAGCUAUACUUAAUCAAAUAGUUUACCUUCUGUUCUGAACAUUUUGUCUUUUGUUUACUGACAAAAAAAUCAUGAGCUAAAUUGAUCUCAAACAUAUUAUUUUAGCAGUGUAUUUCACUGUUUUGUUUGUUUUUGUUCGAAAAAGUAAACAUACAAGUUCUGUUUGCCACCAAUGUUUUGUUCAUACCAGACAAGUGUUUCUGGGCAUGUGAUCAGUGCUAGAAAAACUGAUCUUCCAAGGAAGAUGAGUCACUUGUAAUGGCACACCAUUUGGAGAAAAAGGAUGAAUAAUAGUAUGCAAUUUUAAAGUUCUUAUGUACCAUUUGACGUCAACUGUGAUUUCAAAUAGCUGUACACCAUGACAUCGGUAUACAACGAGGCAUAAGCAUGGGUGAAAUCUACAAAAAUGUGUUUCUAACAUCAAAUGACACACAAUUUCAAAGUUGAAGGUAUACAUGUGUUUCCAGAUUGAAAAGUCUGACCCACAGGGACAAUGUUGAGUUGGUAACCGUAACUCAGCAAGCCUUUUUUCUGGCUUCUGCACGAACCCAAGGUUCAGAUUUUCCAAUCUGCAUUGUUAACACAUAAAAGAUAAUUAAAACAUUGAACAUGUAUAUGUAUGUAUGGGCUGGAGUCCUUAAAAUGUUGGAAAAUAAAGGGUGAGAAUGAUUUUAAUGGAACCACAAUUAUUCAAAUGAAAGUUUGUACAUAUGUUGUCGGAGACAAUACACACAUUAACUGCAAGGCCUAAGACUUGAGCCGUAAUAAUUGUUGAGUUAAUGCCCUUUUUUUGGCUUAAAAAAACAAGAUGAUGGUUGGCAUUUGCUCAGCAGCUCUCUUCCAUGUAUUAAUACAAUCUAAAACUCAUACCUUUAUAAAGACUUGCAUGCUUUCAUGGAAUCAAACGCAUGUGUUCAGAAUUAAUGAAAUGGUAAUGCAAGGCUGGAUGGCCUACUCCACGGCCUGUGUUGUUUUGUUCACAAAAUUAACUUGCACUUCAAGAAUAUCAAUUUAUUUUUAUUUAUUUUUUUGCAUGUUUUUGUAUUAAAAACACUCAUAUAUACCAAGUAUGCCCAUAUUCCCCACACAAUACCAUGUUUGAUAAUUGGGUUGAAAUGUUUGUUCCAAUUUACCCUGUGUCAUAAUAAUUAUAAAAUGUUGCAAUAAAACAUUUAUUCUGAACCAAAAAUAUGGAUGCUUUAUGUUGAUAUCGGAGAUGAGAUAUAUAUUAGAGAAGGAAAUGAACUAAUAAUACAAUCCCUGUUGUUGCAAUCUCUUGAAAAUUACUGAUGAGUCAAGUGAAUUUGUAUCAGAUAUAACUGAAAAAUCAGAAUUGGUG
Molecule: messenger RNA, 4270 nt
Organism: Mya arenaria
Lineage: Eukaryota; Metazoa; Mollusca; Bivalvia; Myida; Myidae
Product: mediator of RNA polymerase II transcription subunit 15-like
Exons: 17
Coding region: 38-2638 (866 amino acids)
Biological process (GO): regulation of DNA-templated transcription; DNA catabolic process
Cellular component (GO): cytoplasm
Molecular function (GO): 3'-5'-DNA exonuclease activity; transcription coregulator activity; nucleic acid binding
Source: RefSeq, a predicted model, not a curated record